AUGGAAACCGAAAAAACAUUUACAACGACCACGGUCGACUCCGAUCCCGACACCCAUGGAGAGGUCGUGGUCAACACAAAGAAGAUGAACGCGUGGCAGCGGUUCAAGGACGGCUUUGGCCCAGCUGAUGUGUCCCACAUUGACACUGAGGGCUUGACUCCUAUGGAGAUUGCCGCUCUCAAAACCGCCAAUGCUCCUCUUAAUAGAGGUCUCAAGGGCCGUCAUCUGCAGAUGAUUGCCAUUGGAGGUUCGAUUGGAACCGGUCUGUUCGUCGGAUCGGGAGCUUCACUUGCCACUGGCGGCCCCGCAGCUCUCCUCAUCGCCUACGGUAUCAUUGGAUGCAUGUUGUUGUGCACCGUCCAUGCCCUGGGAGAGCUGGCUGUUGCCUUCCCCGUCUCUGGUGCCUUCUCCACUUAUUUCACACGAUUUAUUGAUCCUGCUUGGGGAUUCGCCAUGGGCUGGAACUACACCCUGCUGUGGUUUGCCAUUCUGCCUCUGGAACUUGUAGCUGCCUCCAUUACCGUGGAGUAUUGGAACGAGCAGAACGGCACCAAUAUCAACCCUGCCGCGUGGAUCAGUCUCUUCUGGGCCCUCAUUGCAGGAAUCAACCUCUUUGGAGUCAAGGGAUAUGGAGAAGCCGAGUUUGUUUUCUCCAUCAUCAAGGUGGCCGCCGUCAUUGGCUUCAUCAUCAUGGGUAUCGUCUUUGUGUGUGGAGGUGGACCCAAGGGGUACGAUUACGACAAAUACAUUGGAGGUAGCAUGUGGCAGAAUCCCGGAGCCUUCGCCCAUGGCUUCAAGGGUGUGUGUUCUGUCUUUGUCACUGCCGCCUUCGCCUUUGCCGGUACUGAACUGGUUGGUCUGGCUGCUGCUGAGACUGAAGACCCCCGAAAAAUGCUCCCCACCGCCACCAAGCAGGUCUUCUGGCGAAUCUGUCUCUUCUACCUCAUUUCUCUGACUCUGGUCGGUCUUCUGGUGCGAUUCGACGACCCCCGGCUCCUCAACGGAACCUCCAACGUCGACAUCAAGGCUUCUCCUUUUGUCAUUGCCAUUCUGAAUGCCGGAGUCAAGGGCCUGCCCUCCGUCAUGAAUGUGGUCAUUAUGAUUGCCGUGCUUUCUGUCGGAAAUGCCUCGGUGUACGGCUUCUCUAGAACAAUUGCCGCCAUGGCUCUGCGAGGAGAAGCCCCUGCCUUCUGGGGUUACAUUGACAAGAACGGCCGUCCCAUUUACGGCAUUUUUGCCGUGCUGGCCUUUGGUCUGUUCGCCUUCAUUGCGGCUGCUUCUGCCGAUAUUCGAAACAAGGUCUUUAUGUGGCUGCUGGCUCUGUCUGGCCUGUCUUCGAUUCUUGUCUGGGGCUCCAUUAACCUUGCCCACAUUCGGUUCCGACAGGCUCUCAAGUUCCGAGGCCGAGAUACUUCCGAGCUGACUUUUGUGGCCGGCUUUGGUGUCUGGGGUUCCGUCUUCGGCCUUACCCUCAACUGCUUGGUACUCGUAGCCCAGUUCUGGAUCGCCCUGUAUCCUAUUGGAGGCGAGCCCAACGCUGAGGCCUUCUUUGCCGCCUACCUGGCUGCUCCCAUCGUCAUUGUUUUCUGGAUCUUCUGGAAGGUGUGGAAGCGACCUCCCUUCCUCAAGGUCUCGGAUCUGGACAUUGACACUGGUCGAAGAGACACGGAUCUGGAUCGGGUUCGAGCCGAGACUACCGCUGAGCGGGAGUACAUUGCAUCCAGAAACUUCUUCUACCGGGUCUACAAGUUCUGGUGUUAA
Molecule: messenger RNA, 1761 nt
Organism: Yarrowia lipolytica CLIB122
Lineage: Eukaryota; Fungi; Ascomycota; Dipodascomycetes; Dipodascales
Biological process (GO): amino acid transmembrane transport
Cellular component (GO): membrane
Molecular function (GO): amino acid transmembrane transporter activity
Source: RefSeq, a predicted model, not a curated record